AUGUCAGGUAGCUAUUAUAACCAUUCAUACAGCCAGGAACAGCACCAAGGGUUGAUCAAUCUAGUCAUCUCUACACUGGACACUCCAGAGGAGCCCACGAUCGUUUCGAAACAUUAUUCAAACGAGAGGAAUAUCGCUAGUGAGAUUCAGGCGUACGCUAAGAUUUCGGGGAGAGAUUGGACAUAUUACGUGAAAAACUUGGAGGUCUCCAUAGGGAGAGACACGGAGAGUAAUUUCGAUGUCUUGCCGCCACUGAAUGACGCCCAUGGGGGGGCAGAGACUGCGGAUGGUGUAGGGAUCGAUUUGGGUCCAGCGAAAGUCGUUUCGAGGAAACAUGCAUUUGUGAAAUAUAAUAUACAAGCCGGUUGUUGGGAGUUACAUGUCGCCGGUAGGAAUGGUGCCAAAGUGAAUUUCCAAAGAGUACACUCGGGUCCCAAUGCACCACCGGUGCCACUGACUUCAGGUACGAUACUGGACAUAGGUGGUACGCAGAUGAUAUUUAUACUGCCGGACCAGACACCUGUACUGUCUGACCUUGCUAUAGAGAACGUUAUCCCCAAACUUGUCAGUGUGUGUGGUGCAGAUGGUAACACAAACAACAGACUCAUCAAUGAUCUCAUUAAAAACUCGAAAUACGCCAACCAAGAUAUCGAUCAGCGAUUACGACAACAGAACCAAGAUGGUAGUUACAACCAACAAGAUCAAGUUCGUAUCUUCAAAAUGUACAGCAGUACAAGCCCAAACCAAUCACAAUUCCAAAAUUUCAACGGUAAUGGACAAUUUGUGCCCCAGACAGAACUGUCUGGUCCCACCACAAUCGUCAAUAGAGAAUUUUUGAGUUCUAACAACUCGCAACAGAUGAAGAACUCAACAGCGGUAAACUUACAAAGACUCAACGCAUUGACCGUGAAUGGGUUCCCACACGCAAUGGAUUUUGCUACCGAUUUAUCCCUAGAUGAGAACAGGACAGUGAAACCACCACAUUCAUACGCUACAAUGAUCACACAGGCAAUACUGUCCAGUGCAGAAGGUAUCAUCUCCUUAGCCGAUAUUUACAGAUUCAUCUCCACCAAUUAUGCAUACUACAGGUUCGCAAAGACAGGAUGGCAAAACUCGAUUAGGCACAAUCUGUCCCUAAACAAAGCCUUUGAGAAAGUCCCCAGAAGACCGAAUGAGCCGGGGAAAGGUAUGAAGUGGCGCAUCAGUGAGACGUUCCAGACAGAGUUCUUGGACGCUUGGUAUACGGGGAAACUAGCCAAGAUUAAGAGAGGGUCAUCCGUAUUCAGACAGUUGCAAAUGCAUAUGUCGAAAUAUAACCAACUACCUGGACAGAAAGAGUCAGGUGAUAGGGAAAGGGGCCAUUCCACAACAUCCAGUAUGAGUUCCGCCAACUCGAGGAAGACUGACCCUAUAAGCUCUGCUACAAGCAGUAACAUGAACCCGCUACAACACCCACUACCCCCACUGGCACCACCAUACCAUCAACAAAAUCAACUACCACAUAUUGAUGCACAGAAUGGGGUACAAGAGGCGGUAAACGGUGGUAAUGCUCCAACUUACGGUCCGAAUCCCAGUGAAACCCCCAAGAUGAAUGAUAAAAACAACACUACUAAUGCUAGUGGACGAAUGUUGCCCUUCGUGACGAAGAAUACUAACGAAACUGCUAACGGCAUGGAACGAGGCACCAGGGCCGUAGAGACGAUCAAUACCAUCCUCCCCAGUAUAACGACAUCUAUCGCAGGGUUGGGACCUUCGCACUCUGCAUCCUCCUCGGGGGCUAGUCUGCUGACAAUGCCGACGUCAAACAAUGGUUCUCGCGUAUCUCUAUCGGGGGGCACCUCGGCCUCUGGUGGGCACACGGCGACAUCGACGAAUUCCGCUAACACGAUACAUGCGAACGGUGGUCCCUCAGCUGGUUACGACUCGCUGAUACGAUCGCCCACAAAGGCUUUCCAAGUCACUGCGAUGGAAGCGUACACCCCUGAGCGUGGUAGUGCUGUCAACCACCAGAACAAAUCUCCGAAAGAAUUGAACGAUGCAAUCUACGGUGAUUCCAAGAAACUCGGCGGCACGGGCACGAAAUUGACACCAUCUAGCAGCAAAUCACAGAACACAGUGAGGAGUUCCCCUGGCGUGUGGAAUCUACUCCAAUUUAGUUCCGUCAAUAGUACACCGGCGGUUAUAUCUGGUGCUGGGACGAAAAGUGACGAUGAGAGUGAUAAACGGCAAGACGCGAACGGCGAGACGCACGAUAUGGACGAGAAGGAUAUUGCUUCUCCCCCCCCUGAAGAGUCAAAGGCCUAA
Messenger RNA from Huiozyma naganishii CBS 8797, 2304 nucleotides. RefSeq names its product forkhead family transcription factor FKH2 (gene FKH2). Gene Ontology annotation, biological process: regulation of transcription by RNA polymerase II. The coding region runs from base 1 to 2304 and encodes 767 amino acids. The record is from RefSeq and is a predicted model, not a curated record. Lineage: Eukaryota; Fungi; Ascomycota; Saccharomycetes; Saccharomycetales; Saccharomycetaceae. The transcript has a single exon. Gene Ontology annotation, molecular function: DNA-binding transcription factor activity, RNA polymerase II-specific; protein binding; RNA polymerase II cis-regulatory region sequence-specific DNA binding.